AAAAACUACUUCCGUUGUUUAGCCCAGAAGUGGUGACGUAUAACACAAGCACCUGCAAAGGGAGGAUGGCGAUAGAUUUGCGGAAAAAUAAAGAAGCCCUUUUACAGGCUUAUAACGAAGUAGUCAGUGAUAAAAAUAAUGUCGAUUGGGCAGUUUUUGGAUAUGAAGUUCAGACACCAGUCCUCAAAUGUGUGGAAACUGGAGAAGGUGGACUUGAAGAGAUGUCCGAUAGUCUGAAUGGUUCCAAGAUCAUGUAUGCCUACUGCAAAAUACUGGAUCCCAAUACAAAUUUACCAAAAUAUGUACUCAUUAACUGGCAAGGUGAAGCAGCACCAGAAUCCAUGAAGUUUAAAUGUGCAAACCAUUUACCAGAUAUUCAGAAAUUUUUUAGGGGUAUACAUGUAGUUAUUAAUGCCAGAACAGAAGAAGACAUAGAUCCAGAUGAUGUUACAAAGAAAGUGGCAAAAUCUUCAGGAUCAAACUACAGCUUCCAUAAAGAAAAACCUAAACCUAAAGAUGAUAGCCCAGCACCUGUGGGAUCUGUUUAUCAGAGAACAGUUGCAGCCAGAGAUAUAAACACAAAACAGAGAGAUCAGUUCUGGGCAGAAAAAGAGAAAGAAGAACAAAGAAGAGUAGAAGAAGAUAAGAAGAAAUCAGGGUUAGAAAAAAAGAAACUUGACCAAGAGAGGAGGGAACGUGAGAAAAAAGAGGCAGAAGACAGGGACAAAGUAGUGAAAGAGAGAAUGAAAGUUGUUCAUGAACAAAAAGUCAGAGAAAGAAGAGCUAGUCAGAUAGAUAAUGAAGAAGAAAAGAAAAGAUGGGAAGUUGAACAGGGCAGACAGGUGAAGGAUGAAGAAGAAAGGGCUCAUAGGAGUGAAAUAAUGAGGAAGGAAAGGGCUGCAGAGGCCACUAAGUUAGCUUCCACAUCAGCUUCAAAUGCCAGAAAUUUAUUUAAGAGGCGAGAAUCACAAACAGAUGAAGAUUCCAGGCGAGCACCACCACCUCCAAGGAAGCUGAGAGGAGAUUUCCUGUCUCAAGGAGAAAACAAUGAUCAACAAACCAGAAAACAACCGAUACAGUUACCAAGGGAAGAGGAACGUAGUCCACCCCCUGGUCGACAGCCAUCACCUCCUAGGAGACAGCCAUCACCACCAAGACGGGAACCAUCACCUCCUCCACGACAGCAAUCACCACCAAGACGGGAACCAUCACCUCCUCCACGACAGCAAUCACCACCAAGGAGGGAACCUUCACCUCCACCAAGAGAGCCUUCACCCCCUCCCAGGGAGCCAUCACCACCCCGAAGUCCUUCACCACCCAGACAAACAUCACCACCCCCAUCAACAGAGAGUACACCCAAAACCAGAAAUUUGUUAGCAGAAGGAAUGCCUCAGAGACAAGAUUCAGAUGAAGAACAAGAUGUGGAUGUAUGGGAGGAUGAGCCAGAAACAUCAAUUCCAGCAGUUCAACAUGAAGAAACUGUUCAGUAUGAUGAACAAAACUAUCAACAAGAAGAACAACCUACAGAUGACCAACAAUACACAGGGGCACCAGCAGUAACACCAGGGGGCACUGCAACAGUUACAGCAUUGUAUGACUAUCAAGCAACUGAUGACACAGAGAUAAGCUUUGACCCUGGUGAUACUAUAACAAAUGUAGAUAUGAUUGACGAAGGAUGGUGGACAGGUACAGGGCCAAGUGGACAUACUGGGAUGUUUCCUGCUAAUUAUGUGGAAGUCGUGGAAUAAUUUAAAUAUAAUACAAAAAAUUCUUUACUUAUUAUAAGCACAUAGAUUGGAAAUUUAUUUUAAAAACAGGAUUCUGUAUAGUAAUUUAAUACCAGGUUUUUAUUUAUAAUCAAGAUUUAAUUGAAAUCUGACAUUGCAAUAAACAUCCAUUUAUUUGUGAUAGUGUAAGAUGUGGAUUUCCACAUAUUUUUUAUUAGUUAUUCCCUAAAUUUCUUCAUUUCCAAAUUUGAAUAAUAAAUUUGAAUUCUCAUUAAGCAUUUUUUACCUGAAAACCAACUUAUCAAUGUAAAAUCAGAAAAUAUCAAUAAUAACACACAAAGUACUUAGAAUUUUAUCUAGAGCUAUCUAGUUGUGAUUAUUGUCACAAAGUUAAUGUUAGUUGUAUAUUUGAGAUCCUUCAUGUACUUUUAUAUUUUAUUAUGUGACCAAAUCAACAGGAUUGAUUACUUUAUAAACAUUUGCUCAUUUUAUAGCUAUAUUAAGCUUUGCUUCAUUUUAUACACUGACUCAAUGUUUACCUCUCAAUACAAUUUGUGACAAAACUAUUCAUGUAAGUUAUAAUUCACAAUUAAAUUAACAAAUCCAUGUAUCUAAAUGGCCUUUUCUUACAUAUCACAUUUUUUAGUACAGUUAAAAUUUACAAGAUUUUGUUUAAACAAGUUUAUUUUCUUUCUUACUCUGGAUUUAGAAUUGGUAUACCAGUAUAUUUAAACACCUAAUUCGGUAUUGACUUUUUUUUGUGGCAAGCUUUUUAUGUAAUUGAUAUGAAUGUAUGUUUUUAUGUUACUUCAGAUUUUUUUUCAGUUUUCUGAAAUUAGAUAUGCCCUAUAAUAGGAACAUUAACUGAAAUCCACAUUGACAAGGUUCAGGUUCAGGUUUGAUUUUCUUUUUCCGUUUUUAGAUAUUUUAUCAUAACUUGAGGGAUUGUGAAGUAAAUUUUGAAAAUAUUUUGUAUAAAAUAAAUGAAAGUCAUGGUUGCACUAUUGAAAUCUAUAUCAUUAGAUUUAUGGUGAUUGAAUGUAAGCACACCUGGAAUUGUAUACUCAUAAAUUGGGAUUUUUUUUGGUCUUGAUUUUUUUUUAUGAUUUCAUGAUUUGCAUGUAAAAGUAAGUUUUGAUUACUUUUGAUUAUAUAUUUAUUAAGCUGACUGUAUAGAAUAUGAUCAAAAUAAAUGAAGAAUUGAUGUGGUUAAACUAUUUAAAUGAUGGUAUAUUUAAUAUGGAAACAUGACAUAUUUUUUGCAGUUAAAAAUCAACAUGUGUAAGAUAACUCAGUAAUAUUUGCAGCCCUUUUUUUAUAAUGGUUGUAGUAUUAAAAUUGUAUGACUGCAUACUACUAGAACAAAAGCAAUAUAUUCUUUGCAUAUUAAAAGAUAGAACAUUAUAUAAAAGGCUUUCAAAAAUAGUUGUAGUCUUUAGAAGUUAGUGCUUAUCAUACCCGUUGACUCUUUUUUUUAUGGUAUAUAUACAUAAUUUGUAUUAUUUUUAUAAUCAGUUUAUAUUAACUGAAAGCUUGAAGAGUAGAUGUUGAAACACAUGUAUGUUCUAUGCAAAUAAAUUAUUGGUGCAUUUUAAAAGAAUUUCAUAGACAUUUGAUUUGUUAAGAAUACAUGGUAUGUGAGUGAUGUAUGAAAAACCAAUUGACGAUUUUGUAAAUAAACAAUUGUAAAAUA
Mytilus trossulus (common blue mussel) is the source of this 3420-nucleotide messenger RNA. Its product is annotated as drebrin-like protein B. NCBI's taxonomy places the organism in Eukaryota, Metazoa, Mollusca, Bivalvia, Mytilida, Mytilidae. Bases 66 to 1748 code for a protein of 560 amino acids. Gene Ontology annotation, biological process: neuron projection morphogenesis; positive regulation of dendritic spine morphogenesis; postsynaptic actin cytoskeleton organization. Gene Ontology annotation, cellular component: site of polarized growth; dendrite; actin filament. Gene Ontology annotation, molecular function: actin filament binding. The transcript is spliced from 13 exons. The record is from RefSeq and is a predicted model, not a curated record.